Glossina fuscipes is the source of this 2753-nucleotide messenger RNA. Its product is annotated as SAP30-binding protein. The transcript has 5 exons. The record is from RefSeq and is a predicted model, not a curated record. Bases 327 to 1379 code for a protein of 350 amino acids. Lineage: Eukaryota; Metazoa; Arthropoda; Insecta; Diptera; Glossinidae. Gene Ontology annotation, biological process: regulation of DNA-templated transcription. Gene Ontology annotation, cellular component: nucleus.
UUUGUAGGAAUAUAAGCAAACCUUUAUUGCUUUACAACUUAACAUAUCAAUUAAAUAAUGGAGCAAUAAAAAGCGAGGGAAUAUUGUCGAUAAAUCCCCAAAUAAGUGUUUUGUCAACUGGCCGUGCUUUUAGAUGGCUAUUAUUGUUGUGAAUGAAAAAGAAAAUGAGGAAGCUGUAUUAAAAACAGAUGUUUAUUUACCGUUCCGUGUUUUCGUCAAUUCUCAAAUUAAUAAUAUCAAAAAUAAGUGAUUAUAUAUACAUUUCUUACAAAUAUAUAAGUCGCAGAUCUUAUUGGCUUAGUCCAUCUUAAAACAACAUCCAAAAAAUGAGUAAUUCUGCACUAGCUACGUUAACCGCACAGUAUACAGAUUCUGAAAAUGAAGAAGAUCAUCAUCAAUCGCCGGAUUCACAGAAUUCGCAAGCAUCACAGGCUAUCAUUCCUUCCAUUAAAUGCACUCCACAACCAAGCCCAGAAAACAAACUUAAAGAUAGUUUUGAUAAUCCAGAGGUUAAGAACAGUAAAAAAAAAUUGAAAUCUGUAAAACGUUUAGUGAGUUAUCAUGACGAUACCAUUAUAACCGAUGAGGACAGCACAGAAGAAGAAGGUGAAAAAGGCGAUGAAGUAAGCCCACAGUCCUCGGUCAAUUCAGACAAUGCAAGCCCUUUGAAAACUGUGGAUAAAUCAGGGGCGCAACAUAAAGAAGAGCCUGCUACCCAAACCUGCCAUGACGCAGACCAUUCGUGUUUACAGAAAGACGGUAUUACCUCUGAAACUGUUUUAAAAUCCGAUAAAUACGCAAAGUACGCUUUUUCAUUGCCUCCGGAGGCUAAGAGCAAACCUCUGCCUGAAUUAACAGAAAAGGUUAAACAUUUAUAUGAGAAAAUGGAAACUAGUAAUAUGGACAUGAAUUGUGUGAUACAACAGCGCAAAGAGUUUCGUAAUCCAAGUAUAUACGAAAAAUUAAUACAGUUCUGUGACAUCAAUGAGUUUGGUACUAAUUAUCCGCCUGAAGUUUAUGAUCCUUUGCGUUGGGGCCCGGAAAGCUAUUACGAAGAAUUGGACAGAAUGCAACGGGUUGAAAUGACGAAACGGCAAAAGGAACGUAAAGACAAAGAUAAAAUUGAGCAGGUUUCGGCAUUAGCUAGGAAAGUGGAAGAAGAGGCUAAGAAGAGAAAGUCUAAGUGGGAUCAACCGGCUGCUAAACCAACUGCGCCACCUACUUUAACCACCACAGUAACUGGCACUAAAGGAACGGUUCCAAUAUGCAAAUAUUUGGCAAUAGUCUCGAGUCGUGUGUGGCCAAUGAUAAAGUACGUGGUGUUUGUUCAGAGAACGGUUCUCGUAAUUCGAUUGCUUCUUUAUUUCAAGGGGGAGUAGUUACAGAUCCACUCAAAUUCCAUGAUGACGUACAAUCCUGUGAAAGCUUAUCUUCCAAUACACCGGUAGAGAGUGGAGGCAAGACACGUUCGGAAACGAGUUCAGUGAGCAAUUACUUUGGUAAUAUUGGUAAAUGUGCAUCGAUAAAAAAAUCGCGCAGUCAAACAGAUAUGCGUCGUAAAAGUCAGGAAUUGGAGAAGAAUACCACGCAAUACAGCGAGAAUCAUGUCAACGAACAAUGCGGUCUUGCAAAGCCAGAAUCAAUAGUAGCGAAGUCUCGUGCCUUACUUAUUUAGAGAAGAAUGGGCUCCAUUCAGUCAGAUUAUUUCGUGUAAGCGCAUCCAAAAGACGAGUAAAGCAAGUAAGCGCAAAUGUAUUUCCUAGUUCAUUUGUGUCUAAUAACUAUCUCGUCAAAUUCCGUCCAGAUGCGUGACGAGUUGAAAAAAACUGGGAAAAAAAGUUUGGAUGACAGUACCAGUCCCCCAUUUUCAAUUUAUAAACAACCGCUUGGUUGCGCCGCGGUUUUUUCAAUUUAUAAACAAAAAUGUAGUUGUGCAAUACCAUGAUCAGCUGUUUUCCCAAGAAAAAAUAUUAAAUUAUUUAGGAAAAGAUGUAAAAAAUUUGAAAAAAAAAUUUUAUUUUUUCAGUUUUCAAGAACGCCUGGUAAUUAUACAACAACAAUAGGAAUGGAAGUAAUGGUUGGCUCCUUGGUAAGCAGCAAGAUAAUGUGAAGCGCUAUGUAACUGUAUUAAUCAAAAUCUUUCAGGUGGUAGCGGAUACCCUUUGGAACCAUGAUUAAUGCCGCCGUAUAAAAAUGCAGUCGACCCAACUAAAAAGAAAUAUAAUGACAUUCAUUCCCAGGCCAGAAGCAUUGUGAACAGAUGUAUCGAUUUAUAUAAAUAUAAUAUAUAAUAUAAAUAUAAUCUAUAAGCUAAGUCUCUAUUCAAUUUCUAAGGUCGUUGGCGCAUUUUCAUGGAAGAUCGGAAGAGCAGGUACAAUGCGCUAAAAAUGGGCAAAUUCGCAACCGUUUGCGCGGCACUCCACAACAAUGCGGUCUUGCAAAGCAAUAUUUGCAUACACUAUAAAGUGAAAGAUUUCGAAAUUGGGGAUUUCAUUUCUUCAGCACCGGAACUGAUUGGGAUGACGACGUCGAGGUUACGGUAGUUUCCGGCCAAUUGAUUCGAAUAAGCGAAGAAACCAGAAAUGGUGUAACCUCUACCGGUGCUAUUGAUACUGAUUGGGAUCGUAUUGACUACGAUGGAAGCUAUUUUUUCGACUCUGACAAAAGCUGCAACUUGUUCUAUAAAAAUGAACAAAAGCUCAAAAAAAUUUUCCCCGCAAUGGUGUAAAAAAGCCAUCGAUGCGAGAUUAAGC